AAUGAGUGAAUGAAUGAGGUCGCGCUCUGGUUGGCUAGUCGCCGCCGGCUCUCUCCCUCUCCGCUUGGCGCGGCGCUGGCCCACCGCUGCCCUGUGCUGGGGAGGGCGUUGAAGCGCAGCCUCCUCUUCACCCUGCCCGCCCUCCCUCCCUCCCAGACAGUCCGCGGCUCCUCCGCUCCAUUCCCGCUGCUGGAAGCAAGGGAGAGGGAAGCAGCUCGUGCCGUCUGCGCCACCUUCUAUUCAGCAUCCAGUUCGCCAUGGCCUGGGCUUGAGCGGCUCCGAAAAGAAGAUGCUCGUGGGGAGGCAGCAGCAGCAGCGGCCGGUCGGCUGGGACCGCUGCAGGGUCAGCGAGAGGUUGCAAGCCGCCCUGGCCGGCCUCCAGGAGCUCCAGGUGCUGCGGGAGAAGCAGCGGGCGCUGGUGAGCGGCGCCUUGGCCAUGCAGGACGCGGCCGAGGGGAGGCAGGCUCAAAGCAAGGAGCAGCGGCUGGAAGCCACCCUGACUGCCUUGAAGGAGCAGCUGUCCCGCCUGAGGAGACAAGAUGUUGGCCUGAAAAGUCACUUGGAUCAGCUGGACCAACAGAUUAGUGAACUGAAGCUGGAUGUUGGCAAAACCUCAAUCGAGUAUCUUGACAGUGACAGCAGACCCAGCUCAGGCUUUUAUGAUCUGAGUGAUGGUGGCUCCUGCUCCCUAUCUAAUUCCUGUACUUCUGUCUUCAGUGAAUCCGUCUCCUCCUCCCAUGCCAGUCUGUUGCCUAAUUCUCAGCACCCCAAGACCCAUCUCAGCAUCUUUGAUUACCGCCCCAAAUCUGCAGAUGAAACUACUGUACACAACCAGUUCCAACCACAGGGAGUCUAUACCAGUGACGGAUGCCGAAUCAAGGCUUGCCCUGAUAUUUUGGGGACACCCACCAGAUCCAGGCCUAGGCCUGUUUCCACAGGAGACCUUGAAAGACUUGCCAUGGCAGAUGUGGGAUUUCCAAAAGUAACAGAUCCCAAAUCCUUUCAGCCACUUUGUCCAGGAGGAGAAAUCCAGUUUUACUGUGUGGACCCCAAAUACCAGAGUGACUUGGUCUCUAAGAGUGGGAAUGAUGUGUACCCUUACCCCAGCCCCCUUCAUGCUGUGGCUUUACAGAGCCCACUUUUUUCUCUAGCAGGACCACCAUCAGAAACAGAAGGCCAUCCUUUGCUUAACAAAGUUGCACCUAAUGCUGUUGGGCCCAGUUUGAUUAGGACUCGGCCAGUCAUGGAGGCUAGGCCAGGGGGUUACAUCAACAAACUGCUCCAGCUGACACGCUAUAGAGGAAACAAUCAGGCGGAUGCCAGUGAGAGGUGUCCAACAAAGAACCAGCCAUCCACAAUGCUCCAGAGACUCAUUAUAAUCCCCAGUGCUGGGGGAGUGAAAAUUAACAGCAGCGGCAGCCAGCUGGAAAAACAAGGGAGCUCAUUGCAUAGUAACAAAGCUGAGGGGAACCUGCAGAGGGAGAUGCCUCAAGGGGAAUGUGCCAAACAGCAGGGGACCAUGCACUGUGUGAAUGUAGAGCAGACAGCCACCAUGCUCCAUGCUGAGUCCUCAUUGGCUGUGAAUAGCUGUUAUCCUGCCAAGUCAUCUGUAAGGGACUCUCCUCUGAUAGAAACUGGGGAAAGCAGCCUGGAGCACAGCUCUUCCAGCUCACAGCUAGGAACCGAGGAUUCGAGCCUGAGUCCCCCAAAUACUAACGUUGCCCCAACCAAGAGAUCUUUCAAGAAAUCUGUCAGCCUCGGUGCCCUAAAGGCAGGUGGUCAUGAACUAGUGCCUCAGGGGGAGUUUGUUCACGCCAAGUUUGUCCCUGCAGAAUCCCAUCAAGUCAGGGUGCGGUUUGCGAACUCUAAAAUGAAGUCUGUGAAGGUAAAAAGGAGAAACAGUGAGAAGGUGCUGAGGCCUGGAAAGCAGACUCUUUAUGUGGAAAAGCCAAGGGGAGUUCACCAUGGUUCUGCCAGACUUCCUAUUGAGUGGAAUCCGCCUCAGAGACAGCUCAGAGGCAGGAACCUCAUUAGGAGGCCUACUUUUGCUGGGGAAGCUACAGGAAGGUCGUGCUCCGAGUCCAGCCUAUACCCUGUGCCAUUUGGAAUCCCCCAAGUACCCUGUGGCCCUGAACUAUACAAGGCAUCUGCCAAUGCCAUGUAUUCUCUCGAAGCAGCUUAUAUAGACCCAAGCACCAAGAAAAAGCAACGCAAAUGGCAGUCAACUGUAGAAAUCUCAGCAAAAACCCAAGUUGCCAGCCUUCCUAGUGGUUUUGCCCUGGGACCUCAAAGACCACAGGCAAGGCGAGUGGGGAUCACGCGGGCUGUGACCAUGAGGGCACGCUCAAAGAACCGCCAUCCCUUUCGUCCUGUAACAUAUGCCAAAAGUGAGUCUGACCACUCCGAAUACUCUGCAGAAUGUGCUUCACUGUUCCACUCCACUAUUGCUGAGACCAGUGAAGGAGAGGUCAGUGACUAUACAGCAAACCGCUUUGGGGACAGCGAGUCCAGUGAAAGUGAUUCAGAGGGCAGUAGCAAUGGCAGCAGCCUAACCCUUGACUAUGAUGACGAGGGUGAUGAGCAUGAGCUGGUCUGGCCUGACUCUUCCAUUAGGCCAUCCGCAGCUGCUCAGACCUCAUCCAAGCCUCUCCCACCAAUGCCUAAACUGUGUCGCAUCAAAGCGUCAAAGGCCCUCAAGAAGAAAAUUAGGAGAUUCCAACCUGCUUCUCUGAAAGUAAUGACCAUGGUUUAAAGUGAGAGUAUGCAUCUGUUUUGCCAGUUGGCUCUGCCUCAGCUUGUAAAACAAAGGAGAAUUGAAACUUUAAAGGAUUUUGUCAAACAAAAUGUGACUCUACUCCUAGAUCUCAAGGCAAGGGACUUUUCGUUUGCUAAGGCCCAUAUAAAUGACACUUGCUGAUUUUGCCUUUUUGUUCUGUAAAUAUAAAUUCCAUGUGUUUAUGUGGCUUUAUGCUCCGCCUCGCCCCUGCUCCUUUGGAUGAUGUUCUGAUAGAUGCGAAGUGUUUAGAUAAGGUGGCCUGCUCAGCCACAUUGUGUCUGAUAGAUCUUCUGGGAAAUAGAUGAGUAGCCUCUUGACACACAGAGAGGCUAUUCUCAUGACCAGCCACAACCGGGCUAAGGGAGCCCAACCCGGUUUCGGCUGGUUGUGUGCUGCAAUGGGAGCCACAGAGCUCCCGGCAACCAGCCCUCUUCAAUUCCCCCCCCCCACCACCACCAUUAAACAAGGUUAGCAGAGCGCACACUCUGCUAACCCCUUCUUCCUGCCGUGUGUCGCCAUGGUGACUCAUGAGUAGACCCCCAAUGGGGAGGCUACAACGAGCCUCCCAGCAUUGUGGAGGGGGGGCUCCCUAGAAUGCCUCGUGCAUUUGCGUGGGGCAUUCUGGUACUUCCAUGAGCCGGGAGGCCCCUGAUCCCUGCUGCCCCAAACGGCUCCGUGACAGAGCCGGUAAUUGUGUUGGUGGCUGAUCUGGCCGCCCAGAGUGAGCUGCCUGCUCGUGUGUGGCGAGUGGGUGAAGCCCCCUCUCCGCAAACCCCCUUAUGGCUCUUCACACUGCUCCUGUGAAGCGCCUCAGAGGAUUUCCCCAAAGUUGAUGGGAAGAAGGAUAAAGCUUUUCUGCUAAAGAUGGCACUCCAGCUUCUUUCUUGGAGGACCUCUCCAUAGCUGGAGAGAUUCGGUAUACUAUCACAGCUCCCUUAUGUGUUCUUCCCCAUACUCAUGCUGCUUACCCAGUAAAAAACCACCACCACUGAUUUGGACCAUAUCCUGUCAGGAUACCAGUUUAUUGGAGACUUGCCAUUUACCAUUGAGGGUUAGGGUCAGCAGAAUGUGGGUGGUUCAGAGGAAAGCUCGAAUCCCCCUAACAAAUUCAAAAUAUUAAGUAAGAUUCAGCACUGACUGUUACAGAUGUACUUUAUUUUUAAGAUGGAGUUUGGUUUGGUUUUGGGGGUGGGUGAGGGAAACUGCACUCCCAACACUGUGUCACAGUGCAUUAAAAUGGUUGCUGUGGCUGAGAGUGGAGCAGCUGUGCUCUCAUUACUGCAGGCUCAAUAAAUGUUAUGAUGCUACUCCUGCAAA
Messenger RNA from Hemicordylus capensis (graceful crag lizard), 4093 nucleotides. RefSeq names its product dishevelled binding antagonist of beta catenin 2 (gene DACT2). NCBI's taxonomy places the organism in Eukaryota, Metazoa, Chordata, Lepidosauria, Squamata, Cordylidae. The record is from RefSeq and is a predicted model, not a curated record. The transcript has 4 exons. Gene Ontology annotation, cellular component: cytoplasm. Gene Ontology annotation, biological process: negative regulation of nodal signaling pathway. The coding region runs from base 290 to 2752 and encodes 820 amino acids.